AUGUCUAAUGCCAUUUCUGCCAACCAAGCUUCUAUCAUUGCCAUUCAAAACUUGUUGGUCUCUCACGGUAUCUCUGGUGCAUCUCCCUCUUCAAAAACUGUCGUUUCUUCUACUUCUCCACUUAACUCCUCUUAUUCUAACAACUCUGCUGUAAAAGCUCAUGCUGACUCUGUCUCAGAUGAGGAUUUAAUUAGCACGCUUCUCAAAUCUCACAAGUAA
This is a messenger RNA of Prunus armeniaca (apricot), 219 nucleotides long. NCBI's taxonomy places the organism in Eukaryota, Viridiplantae, Streptophyta, Magnoliopsida, Rosales, Rosaceae. The record is from the annotation of a GenBank genome assembly.